Messenger RNA from Lontra canadensis (Northern American river otter), 2966 nucleotides. It is a transcript of the gene PITPNM3, whose product is annotated as PITPNM family member 3. Gene Ontology annotation, molecular function: phosphatidylcholine binding; phosphatidylinositol binding; phosphatidylinositol transfer activity. The record is from RefSeq and is a predicted model, not a curated record. Lineage: Eukaryota; Metazoa; Chordata; Mammalia; Carnivora; Mustelidae. Gene Ontology annotation, biological process: phospholipid transport. Gene Ontology annotation, cellular component: cytoplasm.
GGCGAGGAGCGCGCGCGGCGCAGCCGGAGCCCGCCGCCCGGGAUAUGGCCCAGGCGGGCCACGCAGGUGGCCCUCCCCCGGGCGGCGGUGGCCCCUGGAACCUGAGAAACGUGCUUGGAGACUCCGUGGAGAGCUCGGACGAUGAAUUCUUUGAUGCCAGAGAGGAGGUGGCGGAAGGGAAGAGUGCCCUCCUCAUCGGGAUGAGCCAGUGGAACUCCAACGACCUGGCGGAGCAGAUGGAGACCAUGGGGAAGCUGGACGAGCGAACGGGAGAUGCGAGCGCCCCAUGCACUUCCAGCGCCCUCCAGGAGAAGCAGCGAGAGCUGUAUCGGGUCUCCCUGAGAAGACAGAGGUUCCCAGCCCAGGGAAGCAUCGAGAUCCACGAAGACAAUGAGGAAGGCUGCCCACAGCGCUCCUGCAAGACGCACGUCCUCCUGCUGGUGCUGCACGGAGGGAGCAUCCUGGACACGGGCGUGGGGGACCCAUCCUGCAAGGCGGCCGACAUCCACACCUUCGGGUCGGUGCUAGAGAAGGUCACGCGAGCCCACUUCCCAGCGGCCCUGGGCCACAUCCUCAUCAAGUUCGUGCCCUGCCCUGCUGUCUGCUCUGACGCCUUCUCCCUCGUCUCUAACCUGAACCCCUACAGCCACGAUGACGGCGGCCUCGGCAACAGCCAGGACCACGUCCCUCUGGCUGCCCUGCCCCUGCUGGCCAUCUCCUCCCCGCGCUACCAGGACGCGGUGGCGACUGUCAUUGAGCGGGCCAACCAGGUCUACGCGGAGUUCCUCAAGUCUCCGGAUGGGAUUGGCUUCAGUGGGCAGGUGUGUCUCAUCGGGGACUGUGUGGGGGGCCUCCUGGCCUUCGACGCCAUCUGCUACAGCGCAGGGCCCUCGGGGGACAGCCCGGGCAGCAGCAGCCGGAAGGGGAGCAUCAGCAGCACACAGGACAGCCCAGUCGUGGUGAGCGAGGCGUGCGGUCUGGCUGGCAGCAAGCGCCUCAGCAGGAGCAGCAUCGACGUGUCCAGCGCGCCCGAGGACGAGGGGCCCCAGAGGCCGUUGCCACGGAAACAGAGCGACUCAUCCACCUACGACUGUGAGGCCGUCGCCCAGCAUCACACCUUCCUGUCGAGCAUCCACUCCAGCGUGCUGAAGGACGAGGCCGAGCCCCCCCGCGCCCAGGGCUCCCAGCCACCUGAGGUCAGCCUGGGCCGCCUGGACUUCGACGUGUCCGACUUCUUCCUCUUCGGUUCGCCCCUGGGCCUGGUCCUGGCCAUGCGGAGGACGGUGCUGCCCGGGCUGGACGGCCUCCACGUGCGCCCUGCCUGUGGCCAGGUGUACAGCUUCUUCCACUGUGCCGACCCCUCGGCCUCACGGCUGGAGCCCCUGCUGGAGCCCAAGUUCCACCUGGUGCCGCCGGUCAGCGUGCCCCGCUACCAGAGGUUCCCGCUGGGCGACGGACAGUCCCUCCUCCUGGCGGAUGCCCUGCGUGCCCACAGCCCCCUCUUCCUGGAAGGCAGCUCACGGGACAGCCCGCCGCUUCCGGAUGCCCCCUCCUCGUCUCCCCAGGGCCUGCGGGCCCAGCAGCCGGAACGGAGGACGAGCCAGGACAGCUCCCAUAGUGAGAGCUCGGCGUCCUCGGACAGCCUGGCACCAGUGGGUGCCUCCCACGUCACAGCCAGGUGGUGGGGCGCCAGGCGCAUCGACUACGCCCUGUACUGCCCCGACGUCCUGACAGCCUUCCCCACGGUGGCCCUGCCACACCUCUUCCACGCCAGCUACUGGGAGUCCACGGACGUGGUGGCCUUCAUCCUGAGACAGGUGAUGCGCUACGAGACAGUGACCGUCAAGGAGAGUGCGGGCCUCGACCCCACAGCACUGAGCCCCGCCAAGCCCCGGGAGAAGUGGCUCCGCAAGCGGACUCAGGUCAAGCUGCGGAAUGUGACUGCGAACCACCGGGCCAACGAUGUGAUCGCGGCCGAAGACGGCCCCCAGGUCCUGGUGGGGCGCUUCAUGUACGGGCCCCUUGACAUGGUGGCCCUGACCGGAGAGAAGGUGGACAUCCUGGUGAUGGCGGAGCCGUCCUCGGGCCGCUGGGUGCACCUGGACACCGAGAUCACCAACGGCAGCGGCCGGAUCACGUACAGCGUGCCGCGGCCCCGGCGCCUGGGGGUCGGCGUCUACCCCGUGAAGAUGGUUGUCAGGGGCGACCAGACCUUCGCGACGAGCUACCUCACGGUGCUGCCCCGGGGCAUGGAGUGCGUGGUGUUCAGCAUCGACGGGUCCUUCGCCGCCAGCGUGUCCAUCAUGGGUAGUGACCCCAAGGUCCGGCCAGGCGCAGUGGACGUCGUCCGGCACUGGCAGGACCUGGGCUAUCUGAUUCUGUACAUCACGGGCCGGCCAGACAUGCAGAAGCAGCGGGUGGUUUCCUGGCUGUCUCAGCACAACUUUCCCCAGGGCAUGAUUUUCUUCUCCGAUGGGCUGGUGCACGACCCCCUGCGGCAGAAGGCCAUCUUCCUGCGUAACCUCGUGCAGGAGUGUUUCAUCAGAAUCAGCGCGGCCUACGGCUCCACCAAGGACAUCUCGGUCUACAGCGUGCUGGGGCUGCCGCCCUCCCAGAUCUUUAUUGUGGGCCGGCCGGCCAAGAAGUACCAGACCCAGUGCCAGUUUCUGAGCGAGGGCUACGCCGCGCACCUGGCGGUGCUGGAGGCCGGCCACCGCUCGCGCCCCAAGAAGAACAACUCGCGAAUGGUCCUGCGCAAGGGCAGCUUUGGCCUGCACGCCCAGCCCGAGUUCCUGCGCAAGCGGAACCACCUGCGCCGCACCAUGUCCGUGCAGCAGCCCGACCCACCCGCCAACCCCAAGCCUGAGCGGGCACAGAGCCAGCCCGAGUCUGACAAGGACCACGAGCGGCCCCUGGCCGCGCUCAGCUGGGCACGCGGGCCCCCCAAGUUCGAGUCGGUGCCCUGA